Messenger RNA from Melanotaenia boesemani (Boeseman's rainbowfish), 2202 nucleotides. RefSeq names its product caspase 9, apoptosis-related cysteine peptidase (gene casp9). The record is from RefSeq and is a predicted model, not a curated record. Bases 184 to 1497 code for a protein of 437 amino acids. Gene Ontology annotation, molecular function: cysteine-type endopeptidase activity. Gene Ontology annotation, biological process: proteolysis; regulation of apoptotic process. NCBI's taxonomy places the organism in Eukaryota, Metazoa, Chordata, Actinopteri, Atheriniformes, Melanotaeniidae. The transcript is spliced from 10 exons.
AGCAAAAAAUUACACCAGGCGUAUUUGUACAGGAAUAAGACUACCAUUAUAAUUAUUAUUCAGUUUAAAAAUAACAAGUAAUAGGAGAAGAUUUAUUUUUAGUAUCGACUAAAUCUGUCAAAUUGAUUCCUGAGAACAGGUUUUUGUUUCACAUCUCACUCAUUUUUAAGUACUGUGAGGAGAAUGGAAGAACAACACAAGAAAAUCCUUCAACGAAACAGGAUCAAUCUGGUGAAAAAUUUGGAUCUAUCAAACCUCUAUGAUGCCCUUGUGGAAAAGGGAGUUUUCACCCAGGACAUGAUCGAUGAGAUACAGAGUUCUGGGACUAGACGAGACCAAGCUAGGCAGUUGGUUCGGGACUUAGAAACCCGUGGGAGUCGAGCCUUUCCGCUAUUUCUGGAGUGCCUUCAGGAGACGGGUCAGCAUGACCUGGCAAAGACAUUACAGAAUGAAUCUCCAGCGGUUCAGCUUCAGCCCGCGAAACCCGUACAAGUAGUCCGUCCUAUUGUCCAACCUCUUCCAGUUACUUCUCCAAUGGAUGUGAAUAAGCAAAGAAAAGAUGCUGCCCCUGUCCUUCCAUUAGAGAGGCCUAUCACUACUCCUAGUCCUUCACCUGAGCAGGAGUACCUAAGACCAAGACCACCAGGCAGAACACGACGCGACAGUAUUCAGAGCUAUAAAAUGGAUGCCAGCCCAUGUGGUCAUUGCCUCAUCAUAAACAAUGUGGAGUUUGACCCUCAGAGUGAGCUGAGCAACCGCAAAGGGUCCAAUAUAGACAGUGACAAGCUAGAAAGAAGAUUCAAGGCCCUCAACUUUAUUGUGGAGGUCAAGACAAACCUGAGACAAAGGCAAAUUAAACACGAACUGUCAGUUUUAUCAAAGAAAGAUCACUCACAGUAUGACUGCUGUGUGGUUAUCAUACUUUCCCAUGGGACUGAGGUUAGUCACAACCGCUUCCCUGGUGCUGUGUAUGGUGUGGAUGGGCAGCAUGUUCCAGUUCAGCUUAUCACAAACUACCUCAACGGCCAGCAUUGCCCUUCUUUACAAAGCAAACCUAAACUUUUCUUCAUUCAGGCUUGUGGAGGAGGUGAAAAAGACACAGGCUUUGAGGUGUCCCCUGAUGAGGCUCAGCCAUCUGGGGACAUCUAUAGAGCAGAUGACCAGAUGGAUGCCAUCCCAAUGUCAUCCAGCAGCGACUCUCUGAGUACUUCUGACGAAGUUGAUGCCAGAGCCUCUUUGCCCACCCCCAGUGACAUUCUGGUGUCUUACUCUACUUUCCCAGGUUACGUUUCCUGGAGAGACACCGAGUCUGGCUCUUGGUUUGUUGAGACGCUGGACCGCAUUCUUGAGGAAAACGCUGCUGCUGAUGACCUGGUCACAAUGCUGGUGAUGGUGAACAAUGAAGUUUCCCAAAAUUCUGCAAAAGGACUUUACAAGCAGAUGCCUGGUUCAUUUAACUUCCUCCGCAAACACCUCUACUUUCAAGCCCUGGCGUAAUGGAAAAAUGAAACUCUCAUGGUUCUCUACUGUACUUUAAGACAGAAAAAACAAAGACUUCAGGUCUGAUUCAGAUUGUUUUUGUAACUUGUUUUACUGAAUGAUCUCGCCUUAUUGUUUAUUUCUGACAGUCCUGUGUUUUUAUGUACUUUAGAGUACUUUAGAAGUUGAUAAAUUUUCUAAGAGAACUUUUUUGGUGUAUGUCAAUUUUGGAAAGAAAAUACAACAUUUCUGUACUGCAACAACUAUUGACUGUUUUUGUUUUUCAUUCCCACUUAGACAUUUUACUGGCAUAUUAACGAGCGCAGAGAUCAACACAGCCUAGAAGUCUAAGAUUUAAAGCUGACACAGCUCAAGUUUACCCCAAAUUAUUUUAUCUGUGCUGUAGAAGAAAGAAAAAACUGGGAAUGAACUAAAUUUCUCCCACACAGGACAGUUAAAUUAUAUGAGUGGAAAAACUUCUGUGCAUCCUUCUGUUGCUUUGUGUAGAAAUGGGUGUAAAUGGGUGUUAGGAGAGAGAUGCUGAUUACCACUAAAAGUAGAAACACAUUUUAUUCUAUGGAUUGCUAGUUUUGCACAUGAUUGUAUAAACAAACAACCCAGUACCUACAGAUAAAAAUGACCAUUUUUAAUUUAACAUUUGCAGUCAGGCAGCCUUUUCAGUGGCACCUUUGUUUUUAAUGCUUUAAAUUUCCUGUGAGAAUC